CAUUCCGAGCUGCACCUGAAGGCAGCACAAUCAAGAAAACACAGCAGCACGGAGGCUCGCUCAGGCAGUGUGUGGCCAGCGGGAAUGCGCGAGCUUCUGCACGCGCAAUAUCACUACUUCAGCUGGUCAGAGCUCCUAACCUUGGCUGCACCCCGGUGACGAAGUCCGCACACUUUGCUGAAUUUAAAGUCCGAACGAGAGAGCUUCCUGCUUUCCUCUCCCCGGGUGUCGGUGUCCUCUCGGACCGCAGCAAAUGGUCAACGGGCGGCAGUCGUCGGUGGCUCACAGCCGUGGGGCUACAAGCUAGAAGGAACCCGCUGCUGGUCUCUCUCUCUCUCUCUCCUUCUGUGUCUGCGAGGCUCCGGUCCUGAAAUGCAGUAAACAGAGUCACCUGUUCAGUGAGUGCAAACCCGAAUGUUUCCUCGGCGUGAAACGCUCCUUUAAAUGUUUCACGGCUACAAAAACAGCGAACGAUGGAGUGAAAUCUUGCGGGCGAAGCGACACUCGCGCGCGCCAACCUGCCGUGAUUUCCUGCGUGUAAACAAAUAAAUGAUAGAGGAUACAAUGACCCUGCUGUCUCUUCUAGGUCGGAUCAUGCGUUAUUUUCUGCUCAGACCGGAGACCUUGUUCCUGCUGUGCAUCAGCCUGGCUCUGUGGAGCUACUUCUUCCACACGGACGAGGUGAAGACCAUUGUGAAGUCCAGCCGCGACGCGGUCAAGAUGGUGAAGGGGAAAGUGGCCGAGAUGAUGCAGAACGAGCGGUUCGGCGGGCUGGACGUCCUGGACGCGGAGUUCUCCAAGACCUGGGAGUUCAGGAGCAACAACGUGGCGGUGUACUCCAUCCAAGGCCGGCGGGAUCACAUGGAGGACAGGUUCGAUGUGCUCACGGACGUCGUCAACAAGAGUCACCCGUCUAUUUUUGGGAUCUUUGAUGGCCACGGAGGAGAGGCUGCUGCUGAGUUUGCGAAGGCCCACCUGCCAGAGGCUCUGCGCCAACAGCUACUGACCUAUGAACGAGAGAGAGAACGGAACAGAGAAAAAGACAAGGAGAAAGACGAAAAGAAGGAGAGGGUCAGCCUCUCCUAUCCCUCCAUCCUGGAGCAGCAGAUACUGACUUUAGACAAAGAAAUGCUGGACAAGCUCUCUGCCACUUACAAUGAAGCAGGCACCACAUGUCUGGUGGCUCUGCUGUCUGAUAAGGAGCUGACGGUGGCCAAUGUCGGAGACUCUCGCGGAGUGCUGUGUGAUAAAGACGGCAACGCCAUCCCGCUCUCCCAUGACCACAAACCUUACCAGCUCAAAGAGCGCAAGAGGAUCAAGAAGGCUGGUGGUUUCAUCAGUUUCAACGGCUCGUGGCGAGUCCAGGGCAUCCUGGCCAUGUCCCGUUCUCUGGGGGAUUACCCUCUGAAGAACCUGAACGUGAUCAUUCCUGAUCCCGACAUCGUGUCCUUCGACCUGAACAAGCUGCAGCCCGAGUUCAUGAUCCUGGCAUCGGACGGUUUGUGGGACACCUUCAGCAACGAGGAGGCGGUCCGCUUCAUCAGGGAACGGCUGGACGAGCCACACUUCGGCGCCAAGAGCAUCGUCCUCCAGUCCUUCUACCGCGGUUGCCCCGAUAACAUCACAGUCAUGGUGGUCAAGUUUAAAGGCAAGAACAAUGAAAAGAAGUGAUCUCUCACACARAAUAUAUACAUUUCUGAAAUGAAGUAGUGAUAAUAAAAAAUAUAUUAUAGGCUUAACCGGGGUACAAAUAAACUAUUUCUGUCACAGAUAUGUCCUAACACUUCCCAUAACCUGCUUUUUAUCUCAAAACAAAGGACUUUUAGGCUCGAAACAUCCCUUUCAGACACUGUAAUGUGAGGUUAUGCAAUUAAGCAGAUUUUUGUACAGCUGUUGGUGAAUCUGCACACACCUGUGUGUGAGUGUGUAUUUAAGAGAGGAAAUAUAAGCUGAAAUAAUGACUAGUCUAUUUAAACUUCAACAGGCAAAUCUGGUGUUUCCACAACAGAUUAAAAGAAAGUGAUAUUUCAUUUAUUUUAUUUUAAAUAUGAUGUAUUUCAUUCAUUGUCUUUAUAACCAGUCAAGUUUUUAUUGUUUUUAUAACCUGUGUCCAGCGAAUCAAGCCGUAUUGAUGAAGUAAUUAAAAACACAUUGUGUUAAUCUUUGUUUUAACAUGUUUAUCCCUAAACACAGACAAAUGAAAGGAUGUUUCACAUACUAUGCCUCAUAUUGUACAGAAACAGAACUGAUUAUAUUUUUACCCCACAUUCGCUGCACAUGGAGGAAAGUAGGACAUAUUUUCUUCUUUUUAAAAGGAUUGCUGAUGGUUUUUACUCUGAGGGAUCGACUUGCUGUGUUUUUCUGCUCAGACCGAACUCAUCAAAAUCUGUGUAACUAAUAUUGAUAUAUAAUGUAAAAGCUGUUGGAUAUGUGUAGUUUGUCAGAACAUUUAACUUUUCAUACCAUAAUGAAGUGAUGAUUUUGUAUGUCUCAUURAUCAGCUUUAUUAAGACCAAUUUAAAGAACACGUUGCUUUUUAAAUGGGAUAAAUAGUAUUUGAUGAUGCAAAAUUCUUUUUAGUUUAUGUUGAAUUUGCYGUCAUCUGGGAAGUGUAUUACUUAGUUAAAGAUGCUGUUUGUCUGACUUUGUUUUUACAAAUUACCUGAUAAACAUCCCUAAAUUGACAAUUUGUUMUUUUGAUACAAAGUCACCUUCACAAAGACAAAAAAGCUUUUUUUAACUGAAAUUACAACCAUUUUUAAAUGAUCUGUUGCCUUAUUUUUUUCUGCUGCCAAUACGUUGUUUUUGAUAAAAUGCAGUCGAUCACGACGCUUGCAGCGCUUCCCUCAGUGUCAAAUCUUGUUAGUUCAAACGUUCAAGGAAUGUCUCAGAGAGACAUGAAAAAUGUAAAUUGAAUGUACAUACUGUCUUCAUGUUGGUAUUAAACACAAUGAAUACUACAGAAAUGUAUACCGUUUAAAACCUUUUUUUUCUCUAAUCCAUGUUUUUGUGUGUGUGUGUGUGUAUGUACAGAAUGUUUGCUGCAUUUGUACUUGCUUUUUGUUGACUUUAAUAAACUGUAUAAAGAAGAAGUAAAUACAAAAUAAAAAAUGUAAAUCAAAACAAAACGGUCAAAAUGAUUUUCAGUAUUUACAUUUUUUAAGGAAAUCAGCUCAGUUGUAACACAUUUAAUCCAAUGUUGUACAUUACAUUCUUUGGAGCGCAAUAAAAUAAUAACAGCCAUUUAAA
Messenger RNA from Austrofundulus limnaeus, 3249 nucleotides. It is a transcript of the gene ppm1lb, whose product is annotated as protein phosphatase, Mg2+/Mn2+ dependent, 1Lb. The record is from RefSeq and is a predicted model, not a curated record. Gene Ontology annotation, molecular function: cation binding; protein serine/threonine phosphatase activity. Gene Ontology annotation, biological process: protein dephosphorylation. NCBI's taxonomy places the organism in Eukaryota, Metazoa, Chordata, Actinopteri, Cyprinodontiformes, Rivulidae. Bases 550 to 1671 code for a protein of 373 amino acids. The transcript is spliced from 4 exons.